GAAUUUUGAAAUAAACUAAGCAUUGUCGUAGUCUGGAAGUUAUCAGAACUUUUACAUAUGCAAACCAGAAUAGUCACAACAGCUCUUGAUGGUCUCGAAGCAGCCUGAGAUAAAAUGGGCUUUUCGUCUCACCCCAUGGCGCUGUUGGGGUCUAAUUCUCCCUAAAGCCCGAGGAUCUGUUGUGAUCAAAAGCGUUGACGCCUUUGUACCGUUCAGAGGAAUAAAUCGUCGCGGGAGUGGUUCUUCCGGGCGUCCUGGGUGGUUCCCCCCCAGUUCUCAACGGGUUCUCAGCGCUACGAACAAGGUUCGGAGACCUCUUUAG
Messenger RNA from Serpula lacrymans var. lacrymans S7.9, 322 nucleotides. RefSeq lists its product as uncharacterized. The record is from RefSeq and is a predicted model, not a curated record. The transcript is spliced from 2 exons. The coding region runs from base 89 to 322 and encodes 77 amino acids. Lineage: Eukaryota; Fungi; Basidiomycota; Agaricomycetes; Boletales; Serpulaceae.